Molecule: messenger RNA, 1068 nt
Organism: Spodoptera exigua (beet armyworm)
Lineage: Eukaryota; Metazoa; Arthropoda; Insecta; Lepidoptera; Noctuidae
Source: the annotation of a GenBank genome assembly
CCAAUUUGACAUAUUGAUUCCUUGUGUUUUGCAUUAUUUUCUUCUGUAUUUUUUUGUUUUGCUGAGGCUUUUUGCAUGGUUGUACAUUUGUGGUCCUGGUUAUUUAACUAUCAAUUUCUAGUUUAAAUUUUAUUUAUGGCUGUAGCAUUAAGUACAUUAUCUAAAUCAGAAUGAAUAUCCUACCAAAGAAAAGGUGGCAUGUAAGAACAAAAGAAAAUAUAGCACGAGUUAGGAAAGAUGAAGCCGAAGCUGCUGAAAAAGAGCGUCAGGAAAAAUUGAGAGUUGAGCAAGCUGAUCGCGAGGCACGCCUUAGUGUUUUAAAAUACAAAAGCAAACAAAAGUUACAAGACUCUGGUAUUGUCCAAUCAACCACAGAGCCUAUACAAGAAACAGUGAAUGAACAUAUCAAUUUAUUCGCUAACCUUGAUGAUGCUGUGAAAACCACAAAUAGGGAGCAUGACAAUGAGAUAAAAGAAAAAAAGGAAGAAUAUGAGAAAAAGAUUGGUUAUUUAACAUAUCUUGGACAAGACACAAAUGAGGCUCUUGGUAAAAAAAAUUGGUAUGAAGUUGCACCAGAAACAUCUAGAUUUUCUAGAUCAAGUGAUAUUAAGGAUACUUAUGAUAAGUUGGUUCUGAAAGACGUAGAUGGUAAACCUAAAGUAAAAGAACCGGAUGUGAAGGAUGGAGAAGUAAAUUAUAAGAGAAAACAAGAACUAGACCCAAUGAAUGCAUUCAAACAUCUUCAUAAGUGUGAUAAAAUUAAAAAUGACUUGAGGCCAUCUAAACAAAAAUCUGAAAUAGAUAAUUAUAAACAUAAAAAAAAGAAACACAAAAAGGAUAAAAUACAAGAUAAAGAAAUGAAAUUGAAGAAGUUAAGAGAAGCUCGACUAAAAAGAGAACAGCAAGAAAAAUACAGAACUGAGUUGUUUUUGAAAGGUCUUCAUAAUUCCAAUGAAACUAAAGAAGUUGAGAAAGAAACAAGAGUAAAACCAAAAUACAAUUCACAGUUCAACCCUGAACUGGCAAGGCAAAAUUAUAAAUAAAUAAAUCGAUCCUGAUGAUGAACAU